This is a messenger RNA of Emys orbicularis (European pond turtle), 2952 nucleotides long. It is a transcript of the gene SLC71A1, whose product is annotated as major facilitator superfamily domain containing 14A. Gene Ontology annotation, cellular component: membrane. Gene Ontology annotation, molecular function: transmembrane transporter activity. The record is from RefSeq and is a predicted model, not a curated record. Gene Ontology annotation, biological process: transmembrane transport. Lineage: Eukaryota; Metazoa; Chordata; Testudines; Emydidae. The transcript has 12 exons. The coding region runs from base 79 to 1554 and encodes 491 amino acids.
AAGGCCUGGCUGCUGGGGAAGGCCCCGCGCCGCUCGCCGCCAAACGUGUCCCCCCCCCCGGGGCCCUAGGAUGGUAAAAUGACCCAGGGGGGGAAGAAGAAGAAACGGGCCGUGAACCGCAGCAUCAUGCUGGCCAAGAAGAUCAUCAUUAAGGACGGCGGCACGCCUCAAGGAAUAGGUUCGCCUAGUGUCUACCAUGCUGUCAUAGUGAUUUUUUUGGAGUUUUUUGCUUGGGGACUUUUGACAGCACCUACUUUGGUGGUGUUACAUGAAACCUUCCCAAAGCAUACAUUUCUAAUGAAUGGCCUAAUCCAAGGAGUAAAGGGCUUGUUAUCGUUUCUCAGUGCCCCUCUCAUAGGUGCUCUCUCUGAUGUUUGGGGACGAAAGUCCUUCUUACUCUUAACAGUAUUUUUCACUUGUGCACCAAUUCCAUUAAUGAAGAUCAGCCCAUGGUGGUACUUCGCUGUUAUCUCUGUUUCUGGGGUUUUUGCAGUGACUUUCUCAGUGGUGUUUGCUUAUGUAGCAGAUAUAACCCAAGAACAUGAAAGAAGCAUGGCCUAUGGGCUGGUUUCAGCAACUUUUGCAGCAAGUUUAGUUACCAGCCCAGCUAUUGGUGCCUACCUUGGUCGAGUCUAUGGAAACAGCUUGGUAGUGGUCCUAGCUACAGCUAUAGCUUUGUUGGAUAUUUGUUUUAUUCUUGUUGCUGUACCGGAAUCACUGCCCGAGAAGAUGAGGCCAGCAUCAUGGGGGGCACCCAUUUCUUGGGAACAGGCUGAUCCCUUUGCAUCACUAAAGAAAGUGGGUCAAGAUUCUAUAGUGCUACUAAUCUGCAUAACGGUCUUUCUUUCCUACCUCCCGGAGGCAGGUCAAUAUUCCAGCUUCUUCCUAUACCUCAGACAGAUAAUGGGAUUUUCACCUGAAAGUGUUGCAGCUUUUAUAGCAGUUCUUGGGAUUCUCUCCAUUAUUGCACAGACAAUAGUUUUGAGUUUACUUAUGCGGUCCAUUGGAAAUAAAAACACCAUCUUACUGGGUCUGGGAUUUCAAAUAUUACAGCUUGCAUGGUAUGGUUUUGGCUCGGAGCCUUGGAUGAUGUGGGCAGCAGGGGCUGUUGCAGCAAUGUCUAGUAUUACGUUCCCAGCAGUAAGUGCACUAGUUUCACGAACUGCUGAUGCUGAUCAACAGGGUGUUGUUCAAGGGAUGAUAACAGGAAUUCGAGGAUUGUGUAAUGGUUUGGGACCAGCACUUUAUGGUUUUAUAUUCUACAUAUUCCAUGUAGAAUUGAAUGAACUCCCAAUGACUGAAACUGAAUUGGGAGGUAACGUGGCCACACAACACCAUUCAGAACAGAACUCCAUAAUUCCUGGACCCCCUUUCUUGUUUGGAGCAUGCUCUGUGCUGCUGGCUUUGCUUGUUGCCUUGUUUAUUCCUGAACACACCAAUCUAAAUGCACGGUCCAGCAAUUGGAAAAAACACAGUGGCAGUCAUGGUCAUCCACACAGUCCACAGGCUCCUGGCGAGGCCAAAGAACCUUUAUUGCAAGACACAAAUGUAUGACAACAAAAUCCAGAAAAACGUUUUUAUAUUUCAUAGGUCUUGUUUCCAGUUCUGGAUACACAUUCCAUUUACAUAAAAAAUGUAAUUUCUUAACAUUAUCUUAAGAAACGUAUCUUUCUGCAUGAAAUUUGUAGGAACUACAGACAGGAACUGGAAAUUUCUCCAAAGAUGUUACAAUUAAAUUAACUUUUUAAAAAGAACAAACUAAGCACUGGUCUCAUACUAUUAAUAUAAUUAACCUUUUCAUCCUAGUUCUGAGACAAAAAGGAAAACAUAUUCAAGGUAUCAGCAUGUGGGUCCCUGUCUCCAUUUCCUUAAGGUGUAAAGCUUUAAUUCUCUUCAUGCUAAGUCUCAAUGAGACAUACUAGCAUAUUUGUGGACCCAUUCAUUUUAUGUUGUAAAAUUUUGGGUCAGAUAGUACAAAGCCUUAAUGUAAAUGCACUUAAGUAAGGAAAAGGUGAAUUGGUUUCAUUUUAAAAUCACUGUAUGGGAGGUUUUAUUUUAAGUUUAUACUAAUACAAAAUCAUGUGGUGAGCACACUUGCUGAACAGUAAAAGUUUUGUGUGUAAGUGCAUUACUUUAAUUCUUCCUAAUUUUUGGAGUACAAGAUAGUAUCAAACAGUUAGUAUUUAAAUUAGUGGGUCUUUUGAGCCUACAAGAUUUUAAUAUUGGCUCUGCUUUCUCAAAUACAGUUUAUACCACUAUUUCUGAUGUUUGCGUAAUCAUAAGGACCUCAAAACUUGAAUACACAAACUGAAAUAUAAGCUGAUAGCCUUGAAAAUGUCAGUGUGCUAUAUAGUGGCCUUUCAAGACUGGCUAGUAACUUUUUACUUUUACAGAGCUAAUGUUUUAGUCCUAAAUUUUCAGGACCCUAGUACAGGAGAGAGAGCUUUAUACAGUUACUGAUGUGAAUUUCUCUAAAAAUGUAUAUUUUUGUGUCCAGUUGUAUUAUUUAAACAAGUAUUCCUUUGUAUAAAUUGUGUAUAAGGUAUAGUUUAAAAUGUUUUCAUCUUGUGGUUACUGCUUACUGGUUUUUUAACUUUGAACAUUCAUCAUGGUUGACUGAGAGCUGGAAAAUGUGUAAAUAUAUUGUUAAUAAAUGAAUAUUUUAAUGAAUUUUUUAAAUUGUCUUUGAAAUCCAUUCAAACCAUAUAUCUGUAUAUGAAUUCUGUAAUGUCUUCUAGCCUGCUGAACGUACUGUAGCCUUAAUAUUGCUUUCUCACUUGCUGUCAAGUUUUUGGGUUCCUUAGUGCUUUAAAUGUAAUUUCAUUCAACAGACAAAUACCAAUUGUAGGUAAAUUGUGUGAAUUUUACCCUUUUCAUUCCCACAUACCUGUAAUAGCUUAUUUGUCCUUGUACUGCAAAAUUUUCAUGAAAAGCUUUUGCUUAAUAGUGGUA